GCCGCCGUGCGCGAUAGACGGCAGGGAACGGAGUCUGGACGCCGGACCGCUGGAUCGUGAGGGAGAAGCGUCUCUUUACCAACAGCGCUUGCCAGGGGGUGGCGGAGAGUACGGGAAGGGGGGGGAUACGGCAAGAAGGGACAAGCGAGAAUGAACGAUACUAAAAAACAGGAAGACGUGGCUGCGGACGGGAUUCCGGAGCACCGCAAUUCAGCCGCGAUGAAUCACAGCUACGAUCGAGAGGCCAGCGACGAGCUCGUCAGCUCCGUGUCGCUGUAUCGGCGCAGGCCGCGGCUGCUGCAUGGCACUGUGCUGCCGUUCGUCGCCUUCUUGUACCCGGGCUGGCUUUACGCGUGGCUCGUCGUGUACGGAGCGGCCGAGUACCCGGAGGCCGGCCUUCUGGCGCUCGCCGCCAUCGGGAUCGCGCACGUCCUGACCGCGCUCUCGGGUUACUGGUCCGUACACGCGCACUGCUGGCUCACCUGCGCCAAGGAGCCAGAUCCAAACAAGGCCACCCUUGCGAAGGUCAUUCCGACCCCCAACAAUGGCUCUGCUGAGCUGGUGCCCCUCCAGAGAGAUGAGGAGGAGGAUGGCAGAAGGAUCCUCUCCUUCGAGUUCCAGAAGAUCCGCUAUGUGUUCGACAGCAGGGAGAGCCGCCGUUUCCAGCCCGUGGCGUUUCCGGUGAGACACCCCAUGGGCUAUUUCCAGUCCUGGCGGGGCUACCAGGAGGAGGCGGAGCUACGGGCGGCGGAGAAGCGCUACGGCACCAACCGCGCGGAGAUGGUGGUGCCUGACUUUCUGGAGCUGUUCAGAGAGAGGGCCACUGCGCCCUUCUUUGUUUUCCAGGUGUUCUGCGUGGGGCUCUGGUGCCUUGACGAGUACUGGUACUACAGUGUUUUCACUCUCUUCAUGCUGGUGGCCUUCGAAGCCUCUCUGGUGCAACAACAGAUGAGGAACAUGUCUGAGAUUCGCAGGAUGGGCAAUAAGCCCUACAUGAUCCAGGUAUACAGGAACAGGAAGUGGAGGCCAGUGUCCAGUGAUGAACUGGUCCCAGGGGACAUCGUUUCUGUUGGACGCUCACCCCAGGAAAACUUGGUUCCGUGCGAUGUGCUGUUGCUUCGUGGUCGCUGUAUCGUGGAUGAGGCCAUGCUGACCGGAGAGUCCGUCCCGCAGAUGAAGGAGCCUGUGGAGGACCUGGACCCUGAGGAGAUCCUGGAGCUACAGUCUGAUUCUCGUCUUCACGUCAUCUCUGGUGGGACCAAGGUGGUCCAGCACACCCCACCUCAGAAGGCCAGCGCCGGACUCAAACCUGUGGACAACGGCUGUGUGGCGUACGUGUUGAGGACGGGGUUCUACACGUCCCAGGGGAAAUUGCUGAGGACGAUCCUGUUCGGGGUGAAGAGGGUCACGGCCAACAACCUCGAGACCUUCAUCUUCAUCCUCUUCCUCCUGGUCUUCGCCAUUGCGGCGGCAGUCUACGUCUGGGUAGAGGGGACCAGAGACCUGACCAGGAAUCGGUAUAAGCUAUUUCUGGAAUGCACCCUCAUCCUCACCUCUGUGGUCCCCCCCGAGCUGCCCAUCGAGCUCUCGCUGGCUGUCAACACCUCCCUGAUCGCCUUGGCCAAGCUCUACGUGUUCUGCACCGAGCCCUUCCGCAUCCCAUUCGCGGGGAAGGUGGAGGUCUGCUGCUUCGACAAGACGGGCACACUGACCAGCGACAGCCUAGUGGUCAGGGGCGUGGCCGGACUCAGGGAAGGGAAGGAGGUGAUGCCAGUUUCGGAAAUCCCAAUGGAGACUCACAGGGUGGUGGCCACCUGCCACUCUCUGGUCACCCUGGAGGACGGGCAGCUGGUUGGGGACCCGCUGGAAAAGGCCAUGCUGACGGCAGCUGAUUGGACCCUCACUAAAGAUGAGAAGGUGUUCCCUCGGGCCAUAAGGACACCGGGCCUGAAGAUUCACCAGCGUUUCCACUUCGCCAGCGCCCUCAAGAGGAUGUCUGUCCUGGCGUCAUACGAGCGGCUGGGCUCCACCGAGCUCUGCUACAUCUCCACCGUGAAGGGGGCCCCGGAGACGCUGCGGGGAAUGUUCUCCGAGUGCCCAAGCAGCUACGACAAAGUGCACAAAGAGAUGUCCCGUGAGGGGGCGAGGGUACUGGCCCUGGGAUACAAGGAGAUGGGACAUCUGACCCACCAGCAGGUGCGCGAGAUCACGCGUGACGCCCUGGAGAGUGACCUCCGCUUCGCCGGCUUCAUGGUCGUCUCCUGCCCGCUGAAGAACGACAGCAAGACGGUGAUCAGGGAGAUCCAAGAGGCCUCGCAUCACGUGGUGAUGAUCACCGGCGACAACCCGCUGACCGCCUGCCACGUGGCCCGGGAGCUUCACUUCAUCCAGAGGGACCAUACGCUCAUCCUGGGACCAGCACAAACACCAGGCGAGUGGCACUGGGAGUCCAUCGACGGCAGCGUGUGUGUGCCCCUGCAGCCCCCCCUGGUGGCCAGCCUCAUCGCCCAGUACGACCUGUGCGUGACCGGGGAGGGACUGGACCAGCUCACCGCAGAACCCCGGCUGCUGCGGGCUCUGCUGCCCCACAUCCGCGUCUUCGCCAGGGUCAGCCCCAAACAGAAGGAGUUCGUAAUCACCAGUUUUAAAGGCCAGGGCUUCAUCACGCUCAUGUGUGGUGACGGCACCAAUGACGUCGGGGCGCUCAAACAUGCCCAUAUCGGAGUGGCCCUCCUCGCGAAUGCCCCCGAGCGCAUACCGGAGAAGAAGAAGCGUGGCCGGGAGAGGGAGCCCCCUGUUGGUGACUCCAGGCCCUUCCCGCCCAUCUCGGCUUCGGGGGGGAAGCUGAGCUCGCGCGCCGCCCGACACAGGGUGAUGGCCCAGAGGGAGGAGCAGCUCGCCGCCCAGAAGGAGCGGAUCAGCCAGGUCCUGCGGGAGCUGGAGGAGGACCAGAUCCAGGUGGUGAAGCUCGGGGACGCUUCCAUCGCCGCCCCCUUCACCUCUAAGCUGUCAUCCAUACAGUGCAUCUGUCAUGUGAUCAAGCAGGGCCGCUGCACACUGGUGACCACACUGCAGAUGUUCAAGAUCCUAGCCCUCAACGCGCUAGUGCUGGCCUACAGCCAGUCAGUGCUCUACCUAGAGGGCGUCAAGUUCAGCGACUUCCAGGCCACCCUGCAGGGCCUGCUGCUGGCCGGCUGCUUCCUGUUCAUCUCCAGGUCAAAGCCCCUGAAGAGUCUGUCCCGAGAGCGCCCCCUACCCAACAUUUUCAACCUGUACACUGUGCUGACGGUUCUGCUGCAGUUUGCAGUGCACUUCUGCAGCCUGGUGUACCUGUACCGCGGGGCGCAGACCAGGAGUCCUCCCAGACAGGAGCAGUUUGUGGACCUUUACAAGGACUUUGAGCCCAGUCUCAUCAACAGCACCGUUUACAUCAUGUCCAUGGCCAUGCAGAUGGCUACCUUCGCUAUUAACUACAAGGGUCACCCGUUUAUGGAGUCGCUAACGGAGAACCGGCCCCUGCUCUGGAGCAUCGCCGUGUCGGGGCUGGCCAUCGUGGGGCUGCUCUCAGGCUCCUCCCCUGAAUUUAACGAGCAGUUCGCCCUCGUGGAUAUUCCAACAGAGUUCAAGCUGGUGAUCGCCCAGGUACUGGUGGUGGACUUUGUCGCCGCCCUGCUGGUGGACCGAGUACUGCAGUUUAUUCUGGGAAAAGGGACCCUGAGGAUGCCUUCUUGAAUCGUCAUGCCAACCACUGCUCCCCGAGCAAACCUCUGCUCUCAGCGAUGAGACUGUGGGGAGUGAAGAGGGGAAGGAGGGAUAGGGAGAGGACAGUGACUGCAGUACAAACUCAGGAGUGCCGAGAGGACCUGUCAGUCAAAUGCUCAUCCCCUUUUUGGACUCAUUUUCUUUCUCCUUUAGCCUUAGCUCAGUGUCCUUUUCCUCAUUGCCUUCAUCUCCCUGUUUUCUUUUCUUACUUCAGAUUUUUUUUUAACUCUUUUAUCCCUGCUACUCAUCUCCUCCCUUCCUGCCCUCCAUCCUCUCCUUCCUUGCUGUCACUCCUACAGCAAGCCAAGAAGACAGCAGUAUUGUGAGGGGUCGGGCGCUUGUGUGCCGCGUGCGGCGAUGCCAGUGUCCGCCCGCCUGCCCGCCCGCCCGCCUCUGCUGUUGACUCCCCCAUGUGGCUGGGAGGGGGGACGUUCUCCAGGAGAAAGUGUUUGUUAUUGUUCCCCUCAUCAUUUUGUAAAAAAUAAAGACAGAAUUCAGACUUAUAAAAAGACCAAAAAAUGCAAACAUUA
Molecule: messenger RNA, 4292 nt
Organism: Paramormyrops kingsleyae
Lineage: Eukaryota; Metazoa; Chordata; Actinopteri; Osteoglossiformes; Mormyridae
Gene: atp13a1
Product: ATPase 13A1
Biological process (GO): transmembrane transport; intracellular calcium ion homeostasis; extraction of mislocalized protein from ER membrane
Cellular component (GO): endoplasmic reticulum membrane
Molecular function (GO): ATP binding; ATPase-coupled monoatomic cation transmembrane transporter activity; membrane protein dislocase activity
Source: RefSeq, a predicted model, not a curated record